Molecule: messenger RNA, 760 nt
Organism: Lactuca virosa
Lineage: Eukaryota; Viridiplantae; Streptophyta; Magnoliopsida; Asterales; Asteraceae
Source: the annotation of a GenBank genome assembly
AAAGAGCUCACCAAUUUACCCCGACUUUUUAUGGUCUCAAUAACUCAAAUAAAACCCGUUUAAUCACACACACACACACACACUCUCUCUCUCUCUCUCUCUCUCCGUCUUCUCCAAGUAGCUAAAGCUUCUGGUUCUGCUGGUCAUCAUUCAUCAAUGGCUAUUUUGGUUGUGUCUAUGCUCAUAUUAUCUAUGGCUGCUCAUUCAAGUGGAAACUGGUGUGUGUGUAAGAAAGGUGGACAAGAUAAGGUGCUUCAGCAAGCGAUAGACUACGCAUGUGGAAAUGGAGCAGACUGCACUCAAACUCAUGAUGGUGGCAAAUGUUUCAAUCCGGACACGGUGAUGGACCACUGUAACUAUGCGGUUAACAGCUAUUUCCAAAACAAAAAUCAGGCCCCUGGUUCAUGUGAUUUCUCCGGUGCAGCUAUGGUGGUCACCGCCGAUCCAAGUUCCAAUGGAUGUACUUUUCCUACUUCUGCCAGUGGUACAACUGGAUCAACAACCAACACAAAAUCACCGGGUUCCACCUCCACUUCACCAUACGGAAACAACCCAUCUGGCGUGUUAGGUGGCGGAAUGGGAGGAGGGUUGGGCCCAUCUGCGUCCAGCAUGGACACAGAUGUCAGCCACGGUGGACGUCAAGAAAACAACAUUUUUGGUUUCUUGGCUAUUAUUGGAGGCGUGGGAGCUUUUAUGCUUACUUGGGGUUGAUGAAAAAAGAUUGGUGGUGGUGUACAAGUCUGUACUGCAUGUUCGUGAU